Monoraphidium neglectum is the source of this 1560-nucleotide messenger RNA. RefSeq lists its product as hypothetical. The transcript is spliced from 9 exons. The annotation marks the transcript as partial. Gene Ontology annotation, molecular function: oxidoreductase activity. Lineage: Eukaryota; Viridiplantae; Chlorophyta; Chlorophyceae; Sphaeropleales; Selenastraceae. The record is from RefSeq and is a predicted model, not a curated record.
AUGGAGGUGGAUGGGGUGAAGGUCGAGGCUGAGGUCGUCAAGGUUGAAGUGGAAGGGGCGGUUGCGCGGGCGGAGGUGGCUGUCGCGGCGGCAGAGGUGAAAGCGGAGGAGGUGAAAGCCGGGAACGGCGCGGCGGCCGGGAAUGGCGGCGGCGGCGGUGAGGGCGGCGGCGGCGGUGAGGGCGGUGCGGGAGGUGAGGGCAGCGGCGGCGGCGGCGGCGGCGGCGUGACGGACGACAUGCGUGUGCUACUGGACUGGCACUGGGCCAAUCUGGAGUACGGCUGCAGCGCGGGGCUGGACGAGGUGUCAUUGGCGCACUGGAACCAGGAUGAGGAGCAGGGCGGCGGCUUUGGCGGGCCCCACUGCAUGGUGGUCGGCGGUUACGACCAGGUGGUCAAGGGAUUGGCCCAGGGCAUCGACAUCCGCCUCAGCACGCAGGUCUCGUCGAUCACAUACGGCCGCGCCCUCGCAGCCGCCCUCGCCGCCGAAAAGGCGACGGCCGGCGCCGACGCGCAGCAGCAGCAGCAGCACCAGCAGCAGCAGCAGCAGCAGCAGCAGCCGCCGCGCGUGCGCGUGCGGACGGCGGGCGGCGAGGCGUUCGAUGCGUCGCUCGUGUUGGUGACGGUGCCGCUGGGGGUGCUCAAAGCGGGGGACGUCAAGUUUGAGCCGCAGCUGCCGGCGUGGAAGGCGGACGCGGUCGCGCGGCUUGGGUUUGGGGACCUGAAUAAGGUCAUCCUGCAGUUUGAGAGCGUCUUCUGGGACGAGUCGCUCGACUACUUCGGCUGCCCGCGGCCGGGGGGCCCGGACGUGCGGGGGCGCUGCUUCCUCUUCUGGAACCUGGCUAGGUUUAAUGGCGGCGUCCCGCUGCUGGCCUCGCUCGUAUCUGGCCGCUCCGCGCGCGCGGCCGAGGCCGCGAGCGACGAGGAUAUGCGCGAUGCCGCGCUGGAGUCCCUCCGCGCCGCUUACGGCGCACGUGUGGCGCCCGUGGUUGCGUCCCACGUGACGCGCUGGGGGUCGGACCCCUUCUCCCGCGGAUCCUAUUCCUAUGUGGCGGUGGGCGCCACGGGCAAGGACUACGAUAAGCUGGCGCUGCCGGUGGAGAGCUGCGUGCUGUUCGCAGGCGAGCACACCACCAAGGAGCACCCGGACACGGUGGGCGGCGCCAUACUCACCGGCCUGCGGGAGGCGGCGUCGGCGCUGCGGCUGCUGCGCGGCAGCGACGGCGACGGCGAGGGCGGCGCGGCGGCGGCGGCGGGCAAGGCGCGGCGGCGGAAGGCGGCCGACAGCGACGACGGCCCGUCCGGCAAGGAGGACAAGCGCUCCCAGAAGCGGGCCCGCAAGGAGCCGAACAAGGAGAAGCGGCGGCGCGGCACCGGCGACGAGGGCGGCAGCGGCAGCGGCAGCGGCGACGGGGAGGGGGAGGAGGAGGGCGGCGGCGCGGCCGGCAAGGGGGGGAAGGCCGGGGGCCGCCAGGCGCGCUCCUCGCGGGCGCGGGCCAGCCUGUUUGAGGACCUUGAUGCCCAGGUGGCCCUCGCGCAGAGCAGGGAGGGCGCGGUGGAG